Molecule: messenger RNA, 1227 nt
Organism: Aureobasidium vineae
Lineage: Eukaryota; Fungi; Ascomycota; Dothideomycetes; Dothideales; Saccotheciaceae
Source: the annotation of a GenBank genome assembly
AUGUCUCGCCUUUCCCUCUCCGACACCGACAAACAAGCUCGAGACUGGUUCGCCAGUACCACAGAAAGUCUCGGUUGUACCGUCACUGUCGACUCCAUGGGAAACCAAUUCGCCAUUCGCCCAGGCUUGAAAGACGGUGCUCCCACGGUCGCAGGCAGCCAUCUCGACACCCAACCCACAGGAGGUCGCUACGACGGUAUCCUCGGUGUCACCGCUGGCAUAGAAAUGCUAAGAACACUGCACGAAAACGAUAUCAUCACAACAUUUCCUGUGGGAGUGGUCAACUGGACCAACGAGGAGGGAGCAAGAUUCCCCAUCUCCAUGGUGAGUUCAGGGGUCUGGGCCGGCGAGAUUGCACUCAACCAUGCCCAUGACCUCAAAGAAGUUGGUUCUGGCACCGCAACCAUGAAGAGCGAAUUACAGCGUAUAGGCUACUUGGGAGAAGUUCCCUGUAGCCAUGAAGCCAUACCUCUAGCCGCACACUUCGAACUUCAUAUCGAACAAGGCCCCAUCCUCGAAGCCGAAGCCCGCAAAAUCGGCAUUGUUCAAGGCGUGCAAGCGUAUAAAUGGUUUACUGUCAGUGUACGCGGCGCCGAUUGCCAUACAGGCACAACCUCCUUCUCUCACCGCGCAGACGCCCUCCUAGCAGCAAGUAAAAUGAUCAUCUACAGCCAUCGCGCAGCAGCACGAAAAGGCGCAUUGGCAUCUACAGGGAUACUUACCCUUAAACCUGGCAGCACAAAUACCGUCCCUGGCACCGUGGACUUCUCACUGGAUAUCAGGAGUCCAGAAAACGAUAUCGUGGCACAAGUGGAACAAGAUUGCCGAACAGCAUUUGCGAGUAUCGCCGCUGGCCACAAUAUCGACGACCUGAACAAAGACUUCAUCCCCUCCUCGAAAUCUUGCACAGUGGACUGGAAACAAGACACUUACUCUCCAGCCACAAAAUUUGCUCCCGAAUGCAUUUCCUGUGUUGAAGAAGCUGCUGUUUCCAUCUUUGGAGACAAGACAGAUGCAUUGACUAAACCAAUGACCAGUGGAGCUGGACAUGAUAGCGUGUACACCAGCAAACGCGUCCCUACGACCAUGAUUUUCGUGCCGAGUAGAGAUGGGGUUUCUCAUAACCCGGUCGAGUUUACAAAGCCUGAGGAUUGUGCGUUGGGCGCGCAGGUGUUGAUGCAGAGUGUUUUGAGAUAUGAUCGACGAAGAGCUGAAGGCAAGGUUUGA